Molecule: messenger RNA, 3207 nt
Organism: Alternaria hordeiaustralica
Lineage: Eukaryota; Fungi; Ascomycota; Dothideomycetes; Pleosporales; Pleosporaceae
Exons: 4
Coding region: 1-3207 (1068 amino acids)
Biological process (GO): carbohydrate metabolic process
Molecular function (GO): carbohydrate binding; catalytic activity
Source: RefSeq, a predicted model, not a curated record
AUGUCGCCCGUUCCUUGGACUAAGGAGAUCAACUUCGGCAGUGCAUUGCUGCUACACUCUUGCAUUACGGUCUUCCUGAAAGAGAUCAGCAACGGCCUCGCUAUACUCUACCAUCUCGCAGUACGUCACAAGGACAGGACUGGGAUCAAGAAAGCUCUUGUGCUUGAUGGUUACACUUCCGUCUUCUCGCGAGAUCACGAUGGUGAGCUUGCAGAGCUAUACUUCACCAACACUGGGUUCAUUCUCUUAACCAUCUCGCUCGCCUGUGCUAUCGCAAUGAACCUACUUCUUCCAGCCACCGCGCUUAACAUCCUCAUCGCGACAACCUUCGGCUUGACGUUCAUUGCAUCGGCACUAGUGGCUUGCCGGGAGAGGAGCCUUGUGAUGCCAAUCAUGGCUUUAAGAAGAGCCGGACGUUUCAUCUGGUCCGAUACGCCGCUUGUGAAUUUCUUCACGUUGAUCUAUGUCGCAGUAUACUUGAAGGGUUCAUCGUCAAAGAUCACUCUCAGGGACUACAUGAUCUUCCGAUCUAUAGCCAUACUUGAGUUGGUAUUCAUGAAGGCGAAGAUAGCGGCGGCCUCUGUGGAUAUGCAGCAGACAAUGUUCGUUCGACUUCUCAAUAGCGAGUACGCCAUGACUAGGAAUAAAGCCUCCCCGGCUCCGUUACCGGCACUACCGCUGCUCGAACGCAACCGCAUCGUCUCCUUCUCCAGCUCCCAACGACUCUCGGUAAUGCUCUAUAAGACCUCUGUCGGUCACGCCGAUGGGUCACUUUGUGGUACUUCUGGUCCUGUCACUAUCACAGUACCGAAUAAGGAGGGGUUCUUCAUCGAUGAGGCUGAAGACCGUGGUUGGCGCAUCUACCGCGUAUCGCCCACACUCCUUGCCAUCGAGGAUUGCGUCCAAAUGAUGGUCACGAAGUUGCAGGAGCGGGCACCAACGAAAGAACGACAAGGUCUGGUGUCACUCUUCACUCGCUUCAAAGCCUGGACUCAUGGAGUGUUGCUGCGACGGUUAGGUAGGCGCAGGGUAGUCUGGUUACUGAGGACAAAAGGGGAUGGGCCAAAGGAAUACUAUUGGAAAGGCAAUGUCAAUCUCGUUACGGGCUUGAAAGAAAGCUGGUUACACAGUCGACAAAGGUUUCAACGCGUAGAGAACCUCGAGGAAACUAGAGGUCAGAUUAGCUAUGAAAUAUGCUCGUUGGCGCCUUCCGUUCACAACAUGCGCUCCACCACAGCGACCGCGGCAGCGCUCUUGUUGACUUCGAAAGCAUGGGCUUUUCUGAACGCGAGUCAGAACAACCAAAGUCUAACCAUUGCCAACGAUCGUCUUGUUGCGUCGGUGAGCAAGACAAGAGGAUAUAUCAAUGUUCUUACUCUUGACGGGCAGAACCUCCUUGGGACGGAAGAUGGCAACACUGGAGUCGGUCCCUAUCUCGACUGUUACUGCACUCCAUCUGGCUUCUGGACACCAGGCCGGGGAAGCAAUGUUCAGUACCAGCUGUUCAACGGCAAGGAUUCUACUAAUACUUCGUAUGGGGGUAUCAGCAUGGGCGAGACAUACGCUCCGACCGGUCAGAGGCUAGAGCAGUACUGGUUCCUGAGAGAAGGGGAAACAGGGCUACAUACCUUCAGCCGUGUGGUGUACAACAACAAGACCACUCCAUUCUUGCGCAACCUGCAAGAGUUCCGCACACUGUUCAGGCCAAACCAUGAACCCGCGCUCUUCACGCACUUCAUUACCAACGAGAAGUUUGCUGCACCCCGCCCAGAUACCGAGGGACAAGUCACUGUUCAAGACGCUACAUGGUGGCUGGCCAAUAAGGAAGAUCCGUACGUGACGGGCGUAGGAGACUACUUCACGAAGUACACCUUCCAAGACACAUGGCGCGAUCACAAGGCCCAUGGUAUGUACGCCGACGGUACUGGUAGCGCCAAUGGCUCAACCUACGGCGCCUGGCUUGUACACAACACUGUCGAAACUUACUUCAACGGUCCCGUGCAUUCUGACCUCGUCGUCGAUGGCAUCGUAUACAACUACAUGGUCUCCAACCAUCACGGCGAUCAAACGCCCAACAUCACCGAUGGCUUCGACCGUACCUUUGGGCCGCAGUACUUCCACUUCAACUCCGGCGGUUCACUUGAGGAGCUCCGAGAAGAUGCCGACCAGUAUGGCCUCCGUCCAGAAUGGAACGCUGACUUCUACGAUUCCAUUGCAAAACACGUACCGAACCUCGUCCCCACCUCUGGUCGCGGUACCUUCAACGCAAAGAUCAAUCUGCCUACCGGAGCCAAGAACCCCAUAGCCAUCCUCACAGAGAGCGGCCACGACUUCCAAGACAACGUCUUCGACACGAAAGCGUACCAAUACUGGGAAGACAUCUCUCCCGCAGGCGAAGUCACCAUCCCCCGUGUAAAGGCCGGAAACUACCGUCUCACAAUCUACGCCGACGGCAUCUUCGGCGACUACAUCCAAGACGACGUUUCCGUCUCAGCGGGAGAAGCCACUUCCAUAACAGCGACAUGGACCCCCGAGUCCGCCGGCACAGAACUCUUCCGCAUUGGCACCCCCGAUAAAUCCUCAGGCGAGUACCGCCACGGCUACGCCCAGUCCCCGACACACCCUCUCCUCACAGAAGAAUACCGCCUCUACUGGGGUGCUUACGAUUUCAUCGACGAGUUCCCCGAAGGCGUGACAUACAAGGUCGGUACGGAUGACGCGUCUCAAGCACUCAACUAUGUUCACUGGGCUGUCUACGGCGGAAAAGCAAACUACGAGCGUCCCGAACCUGUACCUGAUCAUCCAUAUAACUGGACUAUUCUGUUCGAUGCCAAGGCGAAUGAACUCAAGAACAGGACUACUGCGACGUUUACGGUGCAGCUUGCGGGCGCGAAGACGGCGGCGGGGAAUACGGAUGUGUUUAAUGCGAGUGAGCCGUAUUCGAAUUUGCCGUAUACGGUUAAUGUGAAUGGGGUGGAUCUUGAGCCUUGGAUUAUUCCAUACAACCAAUCUUCAUCCUGCGCCGUCCGCUCAGCAGUCAUAUGCUACAACCUCGCGCACAAAUUCCUUUUCCCUUCGUCCAUGCUGAAGGAAGGGGAGAACAGUUUGAUCCUCAGUUUGCCGUACAACGGAACCAACUACGAGAGCGCGCUGUUGCCGGAAGCGGUAUAUGUGCAGUACGACGCGAUGAGAUUGGAGGUGAAGUAG